Messenger RNA from Cyprinus carpio (common carp), 2064 nucleotides. Its product is annotated as zgc:171566. Gene Ontology annotation, cellular component: vacuole. Gene Ontology annotation, biological process: tetrahydrofolylpolyglutamate metabolic process. The record is from RefSeq and is a predicted model, not a curated record. Gene Ontology annotation, molecular function: gamma-glutamyl-peptidase activity. Lineage: Eukaryota; Metazoa; Chordata; Actinopteri; Cypriniformes; Cyprinidae.
GGCCAGCCGUGACUUUUCGCUAUUCCCUCAUUGGAUUGUGAAUUCAUCAGAGCUGAUCCUCCCUGAAGAAAAGUGAACGCCUCAAUAGUUCACGCGUGUCAAGGCGCAGCUCGGUCGCGGAUAAACGGAUCCAGGCGCAGCUUUCGUUAAAUAGCCUGACACCGACAGUGGAGCUCUGUACAGAUAACAUCUAGGAGCUUUCAUUUAUUUCCUCCUUUGGUGUGCUACCUGAGGUGGAUGUAUCGCCAGGUGCUCGUGCUCGCGGUGUUUACCGCUUUUCUAUGCGGUUUUCCAGCAUCAUGCGCUCGUAAUGUAAAUUACAGACCAAUCAUCGGAAUCUUAGCCCAGGAAAACAUAAAGGACGACCCUCAUGCACAGGGCUCUUCUUAUAUAGCUGCGUCAUAUGUGAAACACUUGGAGUCAGCUGGUGCCAGGGUUGUACCAAUUCACAUAAAUCGCACAGAGGAGGAGUAUGAAAAACUGUUCAAUGCAAUAAAUGGUUUGCUGCUUCCUGGUGGGAAUGUGGACAUCGAAAAGUCUCAGUUUACCAGAGCGGCAAGGAUUUUCUAUGAACUUGCAAUAAAGGCUAAUGAUGCUUCGGAUUAUUUUCCGAUCUGGGGCACCUGCCAGGGCUUCCAGCAGCUCACGGUUCUGACCAGCAACAAGAACUUGUUGACCUUGACUGACACCAAAGCAGUCGCACUGCCGCUGACCUUCAGCCCAGGAGCUCAAAACAGCAGGUUGUUUAAAAAGUUUCCAAAGGAUGUUCUUCAGUCUCUGUCAGAAGAGAACAUCACGUCUAAUUUCCACAGCUGGAGCUUGUCCAUACAGAAUUACAGUAGCAAUGCCAAGCUUAAGCGUUUUUAUCGAGUCCUGACAACAAACACAGAUGGCAAGAAGGAGUUCAUUUCCACCAUGGAGGCAUAUCAAUAUCCCUUCUAUGCUGUUCAAUGGCAUCCAGAGAAAAGCCCAUUUGAGUGGAUUGAGAAAGAUGGUAUGGUGCACACGCUCUCAGCCAUCAAAGCCACUUUCUACACUGCCCACUACUUUGUUUUCUGAAAGCAAUGAAAAACCCAUCAUCAGUUUUCUUCGCAAAGUGAAGAAGAAAAAGCUCUGAUUUACAACUAUCAGCCUGUCUUCAAAGGCAUGAACAGCAUCUUUCUUCAAAACUACUACUUCGAUUGAGUGUUCACAGUAUUCAUCGUGGCAGAAAAAUUAUUUAUUUUAUUUUUUUAAAGUAUUGCUUUUAUUUCUUUCCUCAAAGUUUGCCCAAACUUGAUGUUUGGAAUGAAUAAUUGUAACAUUCAUGAUUCUGACUCACUUACGUAGCUCUUGAUUGUAUAUGUGAAGUGUUCUAGAAUCAUCAUAACCGAAUGUAUUGUUACAGUUAUAUCAAUUUCAGAAGUCAUAUUAUAUAAUAUGUAUCUUCUAGUGCCAUUGUUCAGAAGUUAAACAAUGUUAUAUUUCACAGGGUUCAGUAGCAUGACCAAUGCAAUGUUAAAAUGUAAAAUAAAAUGAAAUAUAGAUUUAAACUUUAAACUGGAAAACAAACCUAAAUAUUUUAAAUGUACAUGGUAAUUCAUUCACUACCCAGUAGGGGCAGUCCAAACUUCAUGGUACGUUUAAAAAGGGUCGGACAAGACUUCUCAAAACAUUUAUUUAGCUUUUUUUUUAAGAGGUGGGAUAACACAAAAUUACCAGAAAACAACGAGAUCUAAAUCUCCUUACAAUCAGAUACAUAAAGCAGUUUGAGGUACAAAAUCAAAAUGGAAAAAGUGCAAAUUUGCUAAUAGCUCUCGUACCAGGACACUAAAGGUACAAAACAGAAGCGUUCAACAGCGUUCUACACUGGCGUCAAACUCUCCUACGUCAAGGCUUUAUAAACAAAAAAUAAUGCAUGUACGUUAUAUAGAGCGUUCUGGAGUACUAACCAUUUAAAUCUGUUAAACAUGAACGGUUCACGUUUGCUAAAGUGUGUACAAUCAGUUGAGCCCUGACAUGUGCAUAGACUUAUACUACAGUGUUUCAUGCACUUGAAAUGAAUAAAGAAAAUACUUUCUAUGG